Messenger RNA from Scatophagus argus, 6597 nucleotides. RefSeq names its product patatin-like phospholipase domain containing 7b (gene pnpla7b). Gene Ontology annotation, biological process: lipid metabolic process. Gene Ontology annotation, molecular function: phosphatidylcholine lysophospholipase A1 activity. Gene Ontology annotation, cellular component: endoplasmic reticulum. The record is from RefSeq and is a predicted model, not a curated record. The transcript is spliced from 36 exons. Lineage: Eukaryota; Metazoa; Chordata; Actinopteri; Scatophagidae. Bases 460 to 4455 code for a protein of 1331 amino acids.
UACACUUUUCCAACGCAUGUAGCUGUAGACAAAAACUUUGACACGAGAGUAUGUGGGCAGAAUUAUUCGGUCGGUUCAGUAACAUGGUUAUCUGAAGGUGUUUUUGUUUGUAUUUGUUAUAGCUUACUCUGUCUGUGCAUGCUAGUUUGCUCAGCUUUUUGUUUGCGUUGGCUUGUCCUCUUGUUGUGUAACGGACUGCAGCCACAGAAGAGGAGUCAGGCGACAGUGUGAGAAUGAGUCUAGCUAACGUUAUAAUGAGCUGUAUGUUAACUCACUUUGGCACCCAGUUCCGAUUCUCCGCGGGUUGCUCUAGUCUCAACUGAGGGGAAAUAUUAAACAGUAGAGCUAUCUCUGAAACCUGUUGCCCUGUGACCCUGUGUCAGUCAGUCAGUUGGGUGGAGCGAGAGCAGCUAAUAUUACCAGGCCACUGUCACACAGUCUCCAUCAGAAUAGAGUAGCAUGGAAGGCAGUGAUGAGGAGGAGAGCUGCAGCAUAUACCUGAGCCUGGUUCCACUUGGUAGUGAGAUCAAGGCCAGGAUGCAGCAGUUUGUAGAGGAAAGGACGGAAGCUAACAUGUGGACUGCUUUGCUGAUCGGAGCUGCAGCGGUUGUUUCUGUUGUCGGAGUUGUUGUGUUUGUUCUUUACAGGCGAUACAAAGUAUCAGAGGAUGAGGCUGGCGUCCCUCGCUAUCGCUUUAGGAAGAGAGACAAGAUGAUGUUUUAUGGCCGAAAGAUCAUGAGAAAGGUUCAGACGUUUUCCUCAAGCACUGCCUCUGUUUCAAACUCAGCUUCCCGGCAGAGAGUGAGGAAGAGGACCAAAGUCCUGUCUAUAGCUCGCAAGAUCCUGCGCAUCCGAAGAGAACCUCCCACCCUGCAGCCAAAGGAGCCUCCUCCCUGUCUACUGGAGGCUGACCUGACUGAGUUUGAUGUGCAGAACUCGCAUCUGCCCUCUGAGGUGUUGUACAUGCUGAAAAACGUCAGGGUGCUCGGCCACUUUGAAAAGCCUCUUUUCCUGGAACUGUGUCGUCACAUGGUGCUGAUCCAUCUGCACCAGGGAGAGGGACUCUUCCGACCGGGUGACACCGAUGACAGUAUUUAUGUGGUUCAAAAUGGCCGCCUGGAGCUGUGCAUCCAUGAGAGAGAUGGUACAGAUGCUGUGGUGAAGGAAGUUUUACCAGGAGACAGUGUUCACAGUUUGCUCAGUAUCUUGGACAUCAUCACUGGCUAUCCAGCUCCUUACAAAACAGUGUCUGCCAGAGCUGCAGUUCCCUCCACUGUCCUGCGUCUUCCAGCUGCAGCCUUCCAGUCAGUCUUUGACAAAUAUCCUGAAACUCUGGUCCGUGUCAUCCAGAUAAUCAUGGUGCGUCUCCAGAGAGUCACCUUCCUCGCCUUACACAACUACCUUGGCCUGACCACUGAGCUCUUCAGCUCGGAAAGCCAAGCCAUCUCUUUGGUGUCGGUGGCCCAUGUUCUUGGGGAGGCCCAUCCAGAAAGAGGCCUCCGCAGGCAGCCUUCACACUCAGAUGAUCUGGGCUCUGAAAAAGCUGACGCAGAUUGCAGAUUUUCAGAAAAGUCUGGCCUCCCCGACAUGUCCACAUUUAAAUACAACAAAUCUCGCUCUCUCUCCACCCCAAUGGCUGUUACUGGUGAAAUGUCAGUUGAUCUCAACAGAGUGUAUGAACGGACUAGAGUUGCCAAAGAGGAGACGGCGCCUCACAGUCCUAUGAAGUCUAUUCUAAAGAAAAGUGUGACAAUGCAUCACACUCCAUCUGCUGUUUACCACUAUGGUGAUACUGGAGGAGGAAAUGUCCGCCAUAACAAGGUUAAUGCCAUUUUUCAAGCUGCCAAAAAGGAUCUGCUACAGGUCAUCCAGAUACAGGACCCCAGCCUGCUGGAGGGGAGGGUGACUCUUCGACAGGUCAAAGCUGGCUCUGUUGUGGCCCAUCAGGGAGACCAGGAUGUGAGUGUGGCCUUUGUCAUCUCAGGGUUGCUCCAUGUUUACCAGCGUAUGAUAGAUCGUGAAGACGAUACCCUGCUAUUUGUCACCCACCCAGGGGAGAUGGUGGGUCACCUGGCAGUCCUCACAGGAGAGCCCCUUAUCUUUACUGUCCGAGCUCACAGAGACUGCACCUUCCUUUCCAUAACCAAGGCCCACUUCUAUGAGAUAAUGCGUGAGGAGCCCAAGGUGGUGUUAAAUGUAGCUCACACUGUGGUGAAGAGGGUGUCACCAUUUGUCAGACAGAUUGACUUUGCCCUGGACUGGAUGGCUGUAGAGGCUGGCCGUGCUGUCUACAGACAGGAGGACAAGUCAGAUAGCACCUUCAUUGUCCUCAGCGGCCGACUGCGUUCUGUCAUUGCAAAGGAUGAUGGGAAAAAGGAACUGGCUGGAGAGUAUGGGCGUGGGGAUCUGAUUGGUGUGGUUGAGGCUCUAACCCACAUGAACCGAGCCACCACGGUUCAUGCUGUCAGGGACUCUGAGCUGGCCAAGCUACCUGAAGGAGCUCUGAACUCCAUUAAGAGGAGGUAUCCUCAGGUUGUCACCAGGCUUAUUCAUCUGCUCGGACAGAAGAUUCUGGGCAACAUGCAGCAGGUCAAUGGACCACUAGCUGCUCGUAGUCUGGCUCUCCACACCCCAAACAGUAAAUGGGAUGCUGGCAGUCCAGCGUCCAACCUGUCCACUGUGUCCAUCCUGCCUGUGUCUGAGGAGGUUCCCCUCACUGCUUUCACGCUAGAACUGCAGCAUGCACUCAGUGGCAUUGGCCCCACUCUACUCCUGACCAGUGACAUCAUCAAACACCAACUAGGCUCUGCUGCUCUGGACAGUGUCCAUGAGUACCGUCUGUCCAGCUGGCUUGGGCAGCAGGAAGACAUCCAUCGCAUUGUCCUCUACCAGUCAGACUCUGGCCUCACACCAUGGACCCAGCGCUGCAUCCGCCAGGCCGACUGCAUCAUCAUUGUGGGGUUGGGUGAGCAGGAGCCCACUGUGGGCGAGUUGGAGCGGAUGUUGGAGGGCAGUGCAGUUCGUGCUCAGAAGCAGCUGGUGUUGCUACACAGAGAGGAUGGCCCACCACCCAAAGGGACAGCUGAGUGGCUUAACAUGCGGAGCUGGAUUUCCAGACACCAUCACCUUUCCUGCUCGCGCAGAGUGUUCUCCAAGAGGAGUUUACCAAAGCUGAGAGAGCUGUACCAGCGUGUGUUUGAAAAGUGUCCAGAUCGUCACUCUGACUUUUCCCGUCUGGCCAGGAUCCUGACAGGAAACAGCAUUGCCCUAGUGCUGGGUGGAGGGGGCGCCAGGGGUUGCUCUCAGGUCGGCAUCCUGCGUGCACUUAAUGAGGCAGGGAUCCCUAUUGAUAUGGUGGGUGGCACAUCCAUCGGCUCCUUGAUGGGAGCGCUGUACGCCGAGGAGAAGAGCAACAGUCGCAUGAGGGUCCGGGCCCGUGAGUGGGCCAUGGAUAUGACCUCUUACUUCAAGAAGAUGUUGGAUCUGACCUACCCUGUUACCUCCAUGUUUUCUGGUGCUUCGUUUAACUCCAGCAUUAGCUCCAUCUUCAAGGGCAAGCAGAUAGAGGACCUGUGGCUGCCGUACUUCAACAUUACAACAGAUAUCACAGCUUCCACCAUGAGAGUUCAUACUGAUGGCUCGUUGUGGCGAUAUAUCCGGGCCAGUAUGUCGCUGUCUGGUUACCUGCCACCUCUCUGUGAUCCCAAAGAUGGACACUUACUCAUGGAUGGAGGGUACAUCAACAACCUGCCUGCUGAUGUGGCUCGCUCCAUGGGGGCCAAGGUUGUGAUAGCAAUUGAUGUUGGAAGUCAGGAUGAAACCAACCUGACCAACUAUGGUGACUCCCUGAAUGGCUGGUGGCUCUUAUGGAAACGCUUCAACCCUCUGGCUGAGAAAGUCAAGGUUCUGAACAUGGCAGAGAUCCAAACCCGGCUUGCAUACGUCUGUUGUGUGCGGCAGCUGGAACUGGUCAAAGAUAGUGAAUACUGCGAGUACAUCCGACCUCCCAUUGACCAUUAUGGCACACUAGAUUUUGGCAAGUUUGAUGAGAUCUCUGAAGUGGGAUAUCAGCAUGGAAAGACGUUGUUCGAUGUGUGGCAGCGCAGUGGUGUGGUGGACAGCAUGCUAAAGGACAGACAUCAGGAAGAGUUCUACAAGACCAAAACUGGCCAUGUGGUCACCUGUCCAAAUGCCUCCUUCACUGACCUGGCAGAGAUAGUGUCAAGAAUUGAACCUGUCAAGAAUGCCUUGAUCGAUGAGAAACUGUCAGAUGAAUACCAGACAGACUGUGAUGAGGAGGCAGUGGAAAGUGCACUCUCUGACUUUGAGGCCUUCACCCCUGGCAGUGAACACACUGAAGGAGAGGAGACGGCGGACACUGCUGAAACAGAUGAGGAAAUUCAAAUCCGAGCUCCACACCGGUCGAAGAAUCCCCCGCAAAGUCCUCGGCCGUGACAGUCUGUCAGGGCUGCUGACCACGGUCCACAACACGCACAUUUCAGUGCGGCAUUUGUGGGAUCCUUUGACGAAUUCAGUGAGCUUUCAUCACAAAUGCAUUGCUGAUAUAGUUGGCAGUCAAGUCAGCAUCUUGCUCAAAGACACUGAAGAAAGACUAAACCUUCCAGUAAAAGGAGGUAGUUUUAAUAGUUUCUCAUUGUUUCCUGUAAAUUUUAGUGAUUUUAAACAGUUCUGUAACAGCUAGUUUUCAUUUGAUUGGUCAAUUUAUAGUUUUAAGGUUUUUUUUGUUGUUGUUUUUUUAAAGACACAUUUAUUGAAUGUAUGGUCACAGCUCCACAACAUUUAUGGAAUGGUACCACUACAAGAGCCUUGGAAAGACUGACAUUUUUUUAUAAGCACAUUACACUAAACUUAAAAAUGCACUACAGUCUUUUACUGUUGUAUGUCGUAAUAAUACGCAGCGAAACUUUUGUGGUCAGUUCUAUGGUCCCCACCAUCCAUAAAGCACCAUUGUUCAUUUCAGUGUUUUUGGGACAUAAAACAGCAUGUAUAGGUGUGUUUUAUGUGUCCACAAUUCUGUCCGAUGAUGAAGGGUUUUCUCCUCUUUCAAAGUAGUGAUAUCUGUGUAAUGUGAACAGUGACUAUAAUAAUGUGUUUUUCAUUAGUGCAAAACCCUGUAGUUUGAAUAUAUAUCAUGAAUGUGAUUCUUAUUUAAACAGCAGUACCAUGUCAUUUUCCUGACAACGUAACUUGUUUAGGUGUUGAAGGCAGAUGUUGUUCUAUCUUCAUGUAAUUCUUCAUUUGGCAAUUCCUUUCCAUUGUUGCAGACAUUUUAGCUGGGUCCUAAGUUUUAUCUACAUUAUGACAUACUUCAGUUUUUCAGUCUGUAAACUUACUCUGUAAAGAUUUUUUUUCCAACAAUGCAGUGCACAAAGGUAAUGAAAGAGCUGCUCCAGCACAAUUACCUGAAAUGCAAACGUUAUUAAUGUUAUUCAUUAUACACCUGUGCAUUUCACAAGACAACACUGGACAUCAGUCAGUUACUCAUAAUGACUGGACCUUUAAUGUCUUCUUCUCAUUUCCAAGAUGGGAUACUGUGUAGAAAUUUAAACAAAAACAAGUGCAAUUAUUUGCAAAACCUUUUAUCUGUAUUCAGUUAAUUACAGUUAUUAGAUAUUUAACAUACAGACUAAUAAACUUAAGUGAUUUUUGUAAAUAAAUAGUAAAGGUUUUGAACUGGAGUUGUACCCAUGUUGCUGCUGAAAGGACUCAGUUUUUUUACAUGGCACACCAACUGAGUGAGCAGGGCGUCCCCAGCCAUGUAUGGUUAUUGAACUUCAACAGAAGAUUGUUUGUUGACUCUUUUAUCAUGUAGGAACAAAAUACUGUGAUUCACCUAAUGAACCUACCAAUCAGUCAUUCAUGCAUCUCUUUAUGGACAGUGGUCUGGUGACUGGUGGUUAGUAAUAGACCUUGUGAGUGGCGUUUGUAAUGUCAAGCUGUACAAUAUAAUGAUAUUCAUGAGCAUUAACACUGUUGUAGUGUGAUAGUGACUUAGACCCAGAGCUACCUAACAUUGACACUAUACUAGAAUUAGAACAUUACAACAUUUUUUUUUUUUUUUUAAGAGUUGUUUAUCCUUGUUAAUCACUGUGGUUACAGAGCUCAUGUGGUUUUGACCCAUAGUGACUCAUUGCUUUAAGUUUUUAUGUCUGGAAGGGAAAAAGAGUAGUGUUACUGUUAUAGUGGCAUUAUAAUCUAAAUGUUUUCAGUGAUGUGUGAUGCUGCUUUUCGUUUUAUAGUGAGUAGUUAUGUUAGAAUAUUGACUGUGAGAUUCUCCCUUUAAAAGUGAAAUCCUUAUUUUCAGUUUGUGGUGACGUGUGACAUGUUAAACGCAAACUUAUUAAUGUAGACUGAUUUAGAAUAUUUAAUUAUGAAUAUUUAGUGAACAAAGUGUUGGGUAGUGAUAACAUGCACUAUUUUAUGGAAAUAUUCUUCUCUUUAAGUUGUGCUGGUAGAAGGCUAACAUUUUGGAAAGACUGAAUGUAAAAAGUCCAGCAGAUUCAGUUUUCUAUGCAGUAUGAAAGUGAGAUGAAAAUAUUUGUUGCCAUGUUAAAAUAAAGUUAUUUCUGACCAUCA